Molecule: messenger RNA, 2056 nt
Organism: Zootoca vivipara (common lizard)
Lineage: Eukaryota; Metazoa; Chordata; Lepidosauria; Squamata; Lacertidae
Source: RefSeq, a predicted model, not a curated record
AGGGAUUCCUGGCGUCACCCCCUUCUUCGAUGAUGUACUGAUCGCCGGGCCCACACCAGAGGAAUUUGAGGACCGCCUCCGCUCCGUCCUGCACCGUUUCCAGACGGCGGGCCUCAAGGUGAAGCGGGAAAAGUGUUUACUGGGAGUGCCGCAGGUGGACUUUCUGGGAUUUAAGGUGGACGCAGAAGGGGUCCAUCCAACCGGUGACAAGGUACGGGCCAUUUGUGAGGCCCCAGCGCCCAAGAGCAAGCCCGAACUUCAGUCAUUCUUGGGACUAUUGAACUUUUACCAUGCCUUCCUUCCUCAUAAGGCAGCGGUAGCGGAGCCCCUACACAGACUCCUAGAUAAAAGGGCCCCUUGGGUGUGGGGCCAGCGACAAAGGGCCGCAUUCCAGGCAGUCAAGGACUUGCUCGUCUCGAACUCGGUCUUAGCACACUUCGACGAGAGGCUGCCAGUGGUGCUGGCAUGCGACGCCUCUCCCUAUGGCAUCGGCGCUGUCCUGGGACACCAACUCCCGGAUGGAAGAGAGGUGCCGGUGGCAUACUUCUCCCAGACGCUUGCUGCAGCCGAACGAAACUACUCACAGAUUGACAAGGAGGGUCUGGCAAUCGUGAAGGGCGUAAAAAAAUUCCAUGAUUUCUUGUACGGGCGGCCCUUUACCAUAGUGACUGACCACAAGCCGUUGCUUGGCCUGUUUGCCCCUGAGAAGCAGACCCCCCAAGUGUUGUCUCCACGUGUCCUCAGGUGGUCAAUUUUCCUUGCCGGCUACCAGUAUGCACUAAUCCACCGCCCUGGGAAGGCGAUGGGCCACGCAGACGCCCUCAGCAGGCUACCACUACCAGAAACAGGCCCCGACCCAGCGCCUGCGCAAGAGGUUAUGACCCUGGAGCUGCUUCCCGACCGACCCAUUCAGGCACAAGAAGUUGCGCACCAUUCCACAAAAGAUAGGGUCAUCUCCCGGGUCCUGGACUGGGUGUGGCGAGGAUGGCCCAGCAGCAGCCCCGGGCCAGAAUUCGCUGGCUACACAAACCGCAAACAUGAACUGUCGGCCCACAAGGGGUGCCUGUUAUGGGGAAGCAGGGUUGUUGUUCCCCAGCCCCUCCGCAAAAGGGUCCUCACAGCCCUACACGAGACACACCCAGGGGUAGUGAGGAUGAAGGCCCUUGCCAGGAGUUAUGUGUGGUGGCCGGGGAUUGACAGAGAGAUAGAGGCCUGGGUCCAACACUGCCAGACCUGCCAAGAAUCCCGCCCGGAUCCCCCAAGGGCCCCAGUCCAGCCCUGGGAGUCCGCCCGACAUCCAUGGUCACGCUUGCACGUGGACUUCGCUGGCCCCUUCCAGGGAAAAACAUUCUUCAUAGUGGUGGAUUCCUACACCAAAUGGCUGGAGGUCGCACUGGUACCAUCCACUUCUACGGCGGCAGCCAUCCGGGUACUACGUAAGCUGUUUGCGACCCACGGGCUCCCUGACACCCUCGUCUCGGACAAUGGAACCGCAUUCACGUCAGAGGAGUUCCAGACCUUCACAGCGCAGAACGCCAUCCGCCACAUCCGCUCAGCACCAUUCCACCCUGCCACCAAUGGCCAAGCGGAGCGCAUGGUGCGGACCACCAAGGACAGCCUCCGCCGCAUGACACAAGGGGACUGGGAAUACCGCCUUGCCGCAUUUCUUCUAGCACAGCACAGCACCCCAAGCACAACGACGGGCCGGAGCCCAGCUGAAUUACUAAUGGGCCGGCGCCUUGCAACUAGACUGGACCGACUUCACCCCGACAGAGCUCAGGAUGAGGUAGUGGUGGGGAAAGGCAGGAACCCCCGGACAUUUGUGGCCCAGGACCCAGUGUAUGCAAAGAAUUUUGGGGCAGGCCCAGCAUGGGUACCCACCACAGUCACCAAGGUGACCGGUCCCGUGUCGUACGAGGUACUAACGGAAGGGGGGCAAUGUUGGCGCCGCCACUGCGACCAGCUACGACGACGAUUCCCAGGAGGAACCCGGGAGGAGAGCGGGACAGAGGGGUCCCAAGGGGACAGCAGGGCAGUGAGGCCUGUAGAGCGAGAG